This is a messenger RNA of Gastrolobium bilobum, 729 nucleotides long. RefSeq lists its product as uncharacterized. NCBI's taxonomy places the organism in Eukaryota, Viridiplantae, Streptophyta, Magnoliopsida, Fabales, Fabaceae. The record is from RefSeq and is a predicted model, not a curated record. The coding region runs from base 1 to 729 and encodes 242 amino acids. The transcript has a single exon.
AUGCCCGACAAGUCCUUGCACACGGGUAAGUCAUACGGUUUUUGCAAUGGUGUUUUCUGUCUCUAUGGAUACUACGGAUACAGUGGACGUGGACGAUUCAUUCUGUGGAAUCCCGCCACCAGGGAGGUCAAGUUUAUUCCCCUCCCUCCUCACAAUCCUUUUGAACUCGAAGAAUCCGGACUCUUGCACGGGUUCGGUGUUGAUCUCAACACCAAUGACUUCAAGUUGGUCAAGUCCAACAUCGAUUUGGACAAUCAGCUUCAUCCUGUUUCAUCUGCGCAGGUCUAUAAUCUCAGCACCAAUUCCUGGACCCUUAUUCAUGAUGUUACUCUCCCUCCUAUCAAACAGGUAUGCUUAGGCCACGAGACACACAAUGCUCUUUCUAAUGGGAUUUAUCAUUGGUUGAUUGGAUAUGAUGAUGGUGGUUUUGCUUAUAUCCUUUGCUUUGACUUCCGCACCAACAAAUUUAGUAAACUCAGGGGGCCAAUCGCAGCAAUUAAUGAUGGUUUGUUUAUGAGGGAUUACGUUGCUGAGAUUGACGGUUCCAUUGCCUAUGUUGCACUCUAUGAUAAUCCAAAGCUGUUGACAAUUUGGGUUAUGAAUCAACACGGCUGGGCUAAAAAACACACCAUUUGGCGACCUGAUCCCAGAGAUUCUUAUCUUUUGCAUUUUGAAGGAUGGUUCUCAAUUCAUCGGAGGAAAGCCCAGAAAACCGCUGACACUAUAUAA